Drosophila gunungcola (fruit fly) is the source of this 8745-nucleotide messenger RNA. It is a transcript of the gene Glut1, whose product is annotated as glucose transporter type 1. The record is from RefSeq and is a predicted model, not a curated record. Gene Ontology annotation, cellular component: membrane. Gene Ontology annotation, biological process: monosaccharide transmembrane transport. Gene Ontology annotation, molecular function: hexose transmembrane transporter activity. NCBI's taxonomy places the organism in Eukaryota, Metazoa, Arthropoda, Insecta, Diptera, Drosophilidae.
UUCAGACAUUCAUGUUGUGGCCAGGCUGGCAGUCAGACGUGUGGAUCGCAGUCCGGAAAACGAUUAGCCGAUAAACCGAGCCGAGUCCAGUGCAAAGUGGAGAAAAAGUCUCACACAGUUAUCUCGCCGUGGAGUUGCGUCCGUGAACGGUUAGCGGUUGCGGUUAACGGUCGGGCUUUUUCGGGGAAAACUCGAAAGUUAACCCAUUAAUUGGCUGGCAAAGUGCUAAAAUUCCUCGGGCGUUCGCGUGAGUGAGCCGCAAUAAUAUCAAUAAAUUCCUUAACAAUAACUAUGCCAACUGCAGCGCAGCUCGGCGCCCCGUUCGCUGGUUCGUUCGUUCGUUCUAAACUAAGUCUAAACUAAUCCAAACUAAACCAAGCCAGAGACCAAACAAAAUAGAGAAAAACUUGUUGAGGUACUUGAUUGAUGUGUGUGCCCAAUUGGCUGCCGAAUUGAGCGAGCGAAAACGAGAAGGAGUCUUCGCUGUGCCUGGCAAAAAGGCAUGCAUCGGCUUGCCCAGCCUCAGCUCAACUGCUCAACUUGUCGACUUUCGGCCCAAACCGCUGACCAGGCCAGGACUUCCCCGGAUCCAGGACGAAACGGGACGAACACCAGAUCCAGAACAGAACGGGACACGGACGGGCCAGUCCUCAGCCAUGGCUGCUGAAUAAUUAAUGCAGUUUCGCUCUUCGGUGCUCGGCAAACGGCAAAACUAAUUUAUGGCAUUAAAAAUGCAUAUUUUCUAGCAGUGCGUCGCCAGUUUUUAUCAUUUGCCAGAAAGGCAAAAGGCGCAUUCCACCAGCAGCUGUGCCGGGAAAAAAAAGGGGAAAGGAAAGCCGAGCUAAGACGACACGUUGGUCGAAAAUUGGAUUUGACUGCGGACGAGGCUGCGUCAGAGGAUUUUGAAUCCCAGUCCCAAAGUUCUUUAGUCAGCAUUCUAAGGAACAUAGGAUAAUUCACUUUUUUUUCACGGGACUGGCAACGAAAUGGCUUUCCUAUGUGCACAGCAGGCCAGACUAAUGACAUGGCGACCAUUGGUGACAUAUCGAUGAUCUCACCGCCCACGUCUUCCAUCUCGAACGAUCAAGAUCCGUUUGGACAGCUGCCACCGCUACCACCGCCACUGCGUUCCACCCAAGUGCUCCAGCCGCUGAGCGUGUUUCCAGUGUCCAAUUUGAGCGAAGAUUCCUACGAUUAUGUUUUUGGUGGUCGACGUAAGACUCCGCCCACAACAACGUCAACACAACUCAAGCUGACCUCACCGCCCGUGCGUUUGCGACCCGAAGACGCCUAUCGCGGAGCUAACAUAAACAACGGAAGGUUCUAUCGUCACUCCUUCAGUUACGCCCCCAAAAGGCAGCGCCACUCGAGUCGGGAUGAUCGAGACCGCGAGUCUAGGUUGAGAUGUCAUGGCGAGGACGAGGCCACACUGCGCCAAUUGCUGCUCGAUUUGCAAAAGCAAGUUAGCGUGAUGAGCAUGAAUCUGUCAGCGAAACUCGAUGAGCUGCAGCGGGGAGAUCGACACCUGGAGACGACGGUCGCCCUGUGCGAAAUCCGCACCCAGCUCCAGGAGCUGACCAAGUCCGUGGAGAGCUGCCAGAGCGAAGUGUCCGAGGUGAAGCGUGAUAUGGUCGCGAUCAAACACGAACUGGACACCGUGCAGCAGGUGAAGGAGGAGAUCGAGGAGCUGCGCGAGUACGUCGAUCGACUGGAGGAGCACACGCACAGACGGAAGCUAAGACUUUUAGAACAAGGUCUCACCUUCUUCCUCACCUACUCGAUUUUCUCGGCGGUGCUGGGCAUGCUGCAGUUUGGCUACAACACCGGCGUGAUCAACGCGCCCGAGAAGAACAUCGAGAACUUCAUGAAGGACGUCUACAAGGACCGCUACGGCGAGGACAUCAGCGAGGAGUUCAUCCAGCAGCUCUACUCGGUGGCGGUCUCCAUAUUCGCCAUCGGCGGCAUGCUGGGCGGUUUCAGUGGCGGCUGGAUGGCCAACCGCUUCGGCAGAAAAGGCGGCCUACUGUUAAACAAUGUGCUCGGAAUUGCCGGCGCCUGUUUGAUGGGAUUUACCAAAGUUAGUCAUUCCUAUGAAAUGUUAUUCCUUGGCCGAUUUAUAAUUGGUGUUAAUUGCGGCCUCAACACGUCGCUGGUGCCCAUGUACAUCUCGGAGAUAGCGCCACUGAAUCUGCGCGGUGGCUUAGGUACUGUUAAUCAAUUGGCUGUGACUGUAGGUUUACUAUUAUCCCAAGUGCUGGGCAUCGAGCAGAUCCUGGGCACCAACGAAGGCUGGCCCAUCCUCCUGGGUCUGGCCAUCUGCCCGGCAAUCCUGCAACUCAUCCUGCUGCCCGUCUGCCCGGAAUCGCCCAGAUAUCUGCUCAUCACCAAGCAGUGGGAGGAGGAGGCGCGCAAGGCCCUGCGACGACUGCGAGCAUCUGGCUCCGUUGAGGAGGACAUCGAGGAGAUGCGGGCCGAGGAGCGGGCCCAGCAGUCCGAGAGCCACAUAUCGACCAUGGAACUGAUAUGCUCGCCCACCCUGCGUCCACCACUGAUUAUCGGCAUCGUGAUGCAGCUGAGCCAGCAGUUCAGCGGCAUCAACGCUGUCUUCUACUACUCCACGUCGCUCUUCAUGAGCUCAGGAUUGACUGAGGAGAGCGCCAAGUUCGCCACAAUAGGCAUCGGCGCCAUAAUGGUUGUUAUGACCCUCGUGUCCAUUCCACUGAUGGAUCGCACUGGUCGCCGGACCCUGCACCUUUAUGGCCUGGGCGGAAUGUUCAUCUUCUCCAUCUUCAUCACCAUCUCGUUCCUGAUCAAGGAAAUGAUCGACUGGAUGUCCUACCUCUCGGUGGUGGCCACCCUCGGCUUCGUCGUCUUCUUCGCGGUGGGACCCGGCUCGAUUCCCUGGAUGAUCACCGCGGAGCUCUUCUCCCAAGGACCCCGGCCCAGUGCCAUGGCCAUCGCGGUGCUGGUCAACUGGAUGGCCAACUUUGUGGUCGGCAUUGGUUUCCCCAGCAUGAAGACUGCCCUGGAGAACUACACGUUCUUGCCGUUCAGCGUUUUCCUGGCCAUCUUCUGGAUAUUCACCUACAAGAUGCCCGAGACCAAGAACAAGACUUUCGAGGAGAUUCUGGCCCUCUUCCGGCACAACAACGGCAGGAGUAUGCUAAACUGCACAAAUAGCUUGGAGCCACAAAGUAUGAAUUCUGGCAUCGAGCAUGCCGCCUUGAUGGUAUCUGAGGAGAAGACCCAACAUGACUCACCUGCAUCCGAGCGAUUUUUAGAAGGCGGCCGAAGUACACACCAGGGCCGGAGCGCUGCCUCUGCGCCCCAUCACCCUCGUCAGCCUCCACCUGUCUGCCCGAGCAGCGGGCCUUGACUGAGGAGCGCCUCGCCUCCUGACUCUGCCAGUGUUCGUUCCACGAGUCGCGCUGAGGAGAUGCCGCCACCCCGCAGCAGCAGCCGGCAGCAACUCCACCAGACGCAUCAGCAGGUGCACCACCAGACCCGCUAUCCCACACACGAAUACGUACACUGUAGCUAUGAGAAGGAAGUCGUUUGUGAUCAGGCCAAUCCCUCGCUGGCCGAAGCAAUAGUGCCAGUGCAGCCGUUACCGUUCCAGCCACCGCCAAUAUCGCACCACUGCCAGCAGCAACGCAAGCACAGCCACAGCCACAGUCCGCACCACAGUCGCCACACAUCGCCGCAUUCGCCGCACCACACGACGUCAUCAGUCAGCCAGCAGCAGCAGCAGCAGCAGCAGCAUCAGCAGCAACAGCAGCACCACCAGCACCACUCGCACCACAGUCGCCACCGCCGGAGGAUGCGCCAGGGCAGUGGCAGUCUGCCGGGGGCCCACCAGUCGUCGGCCAGCCACUCGGUGGUGCGAGCGCCCAUCUGCAAUAGUCGACGCCACCGCUCUGUGACGGAUAUAUCCCUGAAUGCCUGCCAGGAUCCAGCCUGUUCGGAUAGGGAGGUGCAGGAAAUCCUGGUCAGGCGUACCUGUUGCAACACUGCCACCAACAGCUCCUCGCGCACUGAACUGGCCCAGUGUUUUGCCGAGGAGCUGUAUGGAUCCUCGCGCAGGCCAAGUAGCUGCUGCACCAGCUCCGAUUACUGCUACCAGACGGACUCCACCAGUCUGUAUGGCUCGAGAUCUUCGCUAAGUCGCAACAAUUCCAUCAAGUCCGCUUCGGCGGUGGCGGUGCGCAAACAUCACAGAAGUCAGCGAAGUUUGUUGCCAGAGCAUCGCCAGCCCAGCUACACUUCGAUAUCGUUGAGGGGCCUGAAUGCCAGUCGCCCCAACAGCCAGUUGGGUUCGCUGACAUCGAUUUUCGAUCGUGCCAAGAACAUGGCGCCCGACCAGGGAUCCACUCUCGAGCGUCAGAGUUCAAAGGGCGCCCUGAGCAGCACCGAGCUGCCCGAAUACGCCUGCUCCCCCUCGCCCAUUCGCUGGAGCUUCCUGGCCGAUGGCCGUUCGCCCUCCGAACUGGACGGAGCUGUGGGCGGCGGUUCGGGAGGGCUGGAGGAUGAAAAACUGGAUGCCUGGCAGGUGAACGAACCGGAGCCCGAGAAGAAACCCUGCAGGAAGAUGACGACCAGCAGCACCUCCGUGUACGAUGAGGGGCCCAGCACUUCGGCGGCAGCAGCGCGCAAGCGUCGCGGCAGCAAAGGGAGUCGCGGCAGCAAGGGCAGUGGCAGUGGCAGUGGCAACUACCACUGCGAGUUCGAGGACGAGGCCACCACCACUACCACCACCACGGUGAUGUUCCAUCAGGAUGUCGGCGAGGCGUACAACAACUGCUGCAGCAACACCAAUUACAACUACAUACAGUGCAACAGCUACUUGGAUCAGGAUCUGCAGAUCACCAGCGAGGACAUCCAUCAGUAUUUGUCCAAGGGCGAUGCCACGGCCAGUGAUAUACUGAACAACUCGAAGAACUAUCCCUUUCAGCCCUCAAAUGCUCUAGAGUUUCAGUACAAGAACAAUUUCCAACAGGGUCAGAGUGCCAACAACAAUAAUACGAAUACGAACACAAACACCACCAAUACGGCUUCCAGUGAUGCGGCCGAGUGUUUCCAGAGCUACAGGGCCAGCUCGAAGGAGACGAAUCUGAACCAGAGCUCCACGGAACAGCUGUCGCCCACAGACAUCAACCUGUCGACGAGCUCGAACAACAUCAACAUUGUGUUCAGCAGCAGUCUGGAGAGGAAUGCCAACGAGGUGAAGUUUAUCAACAACAGAAGUGCUGGUGCUGGCGGUGGUGCAGCUGGCAACUCCGAGGUGGGCUGUGAGGGCCAUCAUGCCGGGUACUUGCCGUACACCUAUCCCAGCUAUGACUACACCAACAUGUCGGGCAAUUCGCACUUCGACAAGCCACUGGGCAUAGACGAGCUGCCCAAGGAGUUUGCCGGGGCCGGUGGCGGAGGUGCCUCCACCACCAGUGAGCACUCGUCGUCGCUGCCAUCGCCGCAACCGCUGACACACCACCAGCAGCUGCACCACUUUGAGUCCUUCGACGCCGCCUCCGAGCACAACUUGCUGGCCCAGCCCAUGUCGCCGGGAUCCCCGCUGUCGGGGUCCAUUAAUCCCGCUGGGGAUGAUUUUGUGCAGAUGCAUCACUACCAUCAUCAUGCCACCUCACCACCACAAUCGCAAUCGCAAAAGCACUCUCAAUCGCUAAGGCAAACGCAAACGCACCCGCACCACAGCCACACCCAUGCCCACGCCCAUGCGCACCAACACCAGCAGCAGCACCACCUGCUGAGCCACCCGAGUGGGUCGCACCACGCCUACGAUCUCACCGAGGAGCAAUUCCGCUUGGGAUCGGCCCUCAAACGCGUGCGCAAGCGAGCACGCAAGUACACCGACUUCCUGCGCAAGAAGUGAGCGGAACCGGGACUCACAGUGCAUCCCGCCUCCUCCUCCUCCUCCUCUGCCCUCCCUUUAGAUUCACCCUACUUCGGCCGCAAGUAUCUGGUGGUCUCGAAGCGCCGAUCGCAGAGCCUGGACGAAGACUAAUCACGUGGCGACUGGACAAGCAAUAAUCACUAAAGCAGCGCUGAUGGACAGCCCGAUGGACAGCCCUCGAUCAGAAGCGUACUUAAAUUUAAUUACAAUUUUUACACUGCCAAAAAAUUAAGAAAAAAUUAAAGUUAAUUUUGUGCUAAGCCAAAACUCUGUUUAAAGCGAGGAUCACACAGAAACACAAACACAGGCACAAUGGGGAGGGUGGAUUUUUAAGGGAAACAUAAAGCGGGAAUAAAUGUUUUUCUUUAAAAUUAUAGGGAUUACCUCUCCAAAUUUACAAUUGAAAAGUCAAAAUAGUUAAGAGGUCUAACGAGACUAGAUAAGAGUAGAAAAUAUCAGGUUUUCUUUAGUUAGAAAAGGUAAAUAAAAGCUCCUAUUGUGUUUUCAAUAGAUCUUUUAACACCUGGCUUUAUGUUUACCCUCGAGAGUUUCACUCCCCCAAAUGCACAAAUCACACACACACGAAUCACAUCGGCUACAAACACAAGAGGAAGAUGAACAACGACUAUUUUAAAUAAUGAAAAGAAAUACUUAAGCUAACAGUGCGUAUACAUAAUAAAUACAAGCGAUAGGUGAGAAGGACAUUUGUAUAUUCAACUUAAACAUUAAGCGAAGGUUUUGCAUUUGCAUAUUUAAAUUGACUAAACCCAUAUACAUAGUUAAGAGCCAAGGCAAAUGGAAAUAAUAAUGCACACCUACUCAAGCCUAGAUGAUAGAGAAACCAAUCUAAAAUACCAGUUAAAGCUAGCUAUAAGAAUGCGAUGGAUCAGAUCGGAGCAGCGCCACAAGAUUUAGAGUUUCAGCAACCGCAACUGCAAAAGCAACUGCAACUAAAUAAUAAUAUUAACCAUUAAUUAACAACCGAAAACGGAAAGACAACAGCAACUGUAGUUUGGCACACUAAAGGCAAAAGUUUAAUGUUAAAAGGGAAAAAAAAGAGUUAAGAUUACACAGAAAAGUGAGAGUUUUGUUAGCAUUUAUUUGAUAUGCGCGUUUUUUCAGGGACUGCUUGCGAUUUUUGUAACAAAGCAAUAAGCCGUUUUGCUCAAGGAUUAAAUACGUUUACGUUUUUUCCCGACCCCACAAAUCUUUUCGAUUUCCGCCAGAUUCGUUUCAAGUGUAUUUUUAUCCCCAACAACUGUCUUCCAAUUAUAUUUUCUAGUCGUAUCUCUCUGUAGCCUCAGUUGCUUUCGAAAACUCAAAUAACUAAAUGUAAACUAAGCACUCCAACUUAAUUUAAUGGCCGUUGAAUCAGACGUACCUUGCGUGAGAAUAAAACGAGAAAAUUGUAAAUAACUGCUGUUAAUUAAUUAAUAACCUAAUUUACGAGUAACUAACUAAAUGAACUUAAUUUGUAGUCAUUAGCCGAGGCGAAUCAUUAUUAUUAGUGAACCGAAAAUAAUAAAUAUAAAUGCACUGCCAAAAACAAAGGUUUUAAAUAAAUGAACAACAACAAACAAGAACAAGAUCGAAGUGGAGACACCAAAAACUCCAAAAAAAAAAACAAACAAAGACGAAGUUCGCAAAACCAAAUCGAAAAUGAAAACUGCUGUAAAUAUAAGAAUGAAUACAUAUAGAGAAAUCAUAGACAUUUUUUAAAGGCACAUUAAUUAACGAGGAGCAUGCAAUUUGCAGAUUUUCUACAUUAUUUUAAUGAACUAAGCAAAACAAUAAUGAGUUUAAAGGAAUUACGAAACCAAAAAAACCAAAACAAACAAAAUUAAAAAUGCCAAGCGGCCGCGCGAUUUUGUAACAAAAUCAAAAGACAGAAUGUUAACAUUGCGUAAAGUUAAAUCAAGCAAAAAGUAUAGACAUAAAAACAGACAACACUAAAUGGCAACAACCACCCAAACACGGCACCGGAAAUAGAAGCGGAAACGGAAACGGAAACGACUACUUGGUUGUGAGUUCGAUCCGAUGGUCUGGUGAAUAACUGGUCUUAAGUUGUGUGCACUAUUCGAACUGUAAAUAACAGAUCAGAAGACGUAGCAAUUAGCCGUAAAUACCACCCCCAAACAAACAAACAAAAACAAAAAAAAAAAACGGACAGAGUUACAGACAUUAUCCAGUAAUAGGAAAUCGACUAUGGAAAAUAACUAAAUCCGAGGCAAACCAUUUUCAAGUUCACGUAGCCAAGACACAAACUUGCCCGAAAGUUACCCAAAAGACCCUCGAAUCGGAGAGAUUUCGAUCCAGGGCCACGAUAAUCACACACACUCACCACAAACCAAAACCAGCUGCAAGAACUAGAGAGAUGCCGUUUGAAAUAUAUAUAGCUGAAUUAACACAAUUAACAAUGACAUAAUGCCCUAGCGAUUUUUUUUACCUGUUUGUAUUUAAGUUUGUGGUUCGGAUAUGUUCUAGCAUUUGCCAUAGCCACAUAUAGUUGUGUACAUAACUAGUUAAAAUUGUGCAUACAGAACGGUUAUCUUAAGUAUAUAGAUACACGCAAAGGUGAAUAUUAGAGAGUCCCACACAAAAACAAGCAAACACACUUAAAAACCGAUACUGACUUGACACAGAUUUAAAUUCUGGUACACUGGGAGAAUCGCAAGCCCCAAUUUAGGGGCUGGAUGGAGAGGACAAUGCGCGGAAAAUAAUGCGAAAUAAUAAUUAUAUUAUUAAUAUACAACAAUAAACUUGAACCUAGGUAUAUGAUUCUGAAUUUAAAUAAUUUUUAGUAAAGCAGAACAAAGAAAACAAAAAGAAAAGCAAAA